Phyllostomus discolor (pale spear-nosed bat) is the source of this 1744-nucleotide messenger RNA. It is a transcript of the gene SFRP5, whose product is annotated as secreted frizzled related protein 5. Gene Ontology annotation, molecular function: Wnt-protein binding. Gene Ontology annotation, biological process: canonical Wnt signaling pathway; non-canonical Wnt signaling pathway; negative regulation of canonical Wnt signaling pathway. The transcript is spliced from 3 exons. The record is from RefSeq and is a predicted model, not a curated record. The coding region runs from base 157 to 1104 and encodes 315 amino acids. NCBI's taxonomy places the organism in Eukaryota, Metazoa, Chordata, Mammalia, Chiroptera, Phyllostomidae.
AGGCGCCAGGAUCACUCAGUGAGCCGGAGAGGCGAGCGGAGUCUGCCAAUCACUAGGAAUACUUCGGCAGUAGCGGCUGGAGGGGAGCAUCGUGACGGCAGGAGCACGAGGGGCAGUUGGGGGCGCCGCGCACCGAGCAGCGGGGACUGCGCAGCCAUGCGAGCAGCGGCGGGGGGCGCUGGGGCGGUUGCGCUGGCGCUGCUGCUGGGGGCGCUGCACUGGGUGCCGGCGCAUGGCCAAGAGUACGACUACUACGGCUGGCAGACCGAGCCGCUGCACGGGCGCUCUUACUCCAAGCCGCCCAAGUGCCUCGACAUCCCCGCCGACCUGCCGCUCUGCCACACCGUGGGCUACAAGCGCAUGCGGCUGCCCAACCUGCUGGAGCAUGAGAGCCUGGCCGAGGUGAAGCAGCAGGCGAGCAGCUGGCUGCCGCUGCUGGCCAAGCGCUGCCACUCCGAUACGCAGGUCUUCCUCUGCUCGCUCUUCGCGCCCGUCUGCCUCGACCAGCCCAUCUACCCGUGCCGCUCGCUGUGCGAGGCCGUGCGCGCCGGGUGCGCGCCGCUCAUGGAGGCCUAUGGCUUCCCCUGGCCAGAGAUGCUGCACUGCCACAAGUUCCCCCUGGACAACGACCUGUGCAUCGCUGUGCAGUUCGGGCACCUGCCCGCAACCGCGCCUCCAGUGACCAAGAUCUGCGCCCAGUGUGAGAUGGAGCACAGCGCCGACGGCCUCAUGGAGCAGAUGUGCUCCAGCGACUUUGUGGUCAAGAUGCGCAUCAAGGAGAUCAAGAUAGAGAAUGGGGACCGGAAGCUGAUUGGAGCCCAGAAGAAGAAGAAGCUGCUGAAGGCGGGCCCCCUGAAGCGCAAGGACACCAAGAGGCUGGUGCUGCACAUGAAGAGCGGCGCAGGCUGCCCCUGCCCGCAGCUGGACAGCCUGGCCGGCAGCUUCCUGGUCAUGGGCCGCAAGGUGGACGGGCAGCUGCUGCUCAUGGCCGUCUACCGCUGGGACAAGAAGAACAAGGAGAUGAAGUUUGCCGUCAAAUUCAUGUUCUCCUACCCCUGCUCCCUCUACUACCCCUUCUUCUAUGGAGCAGCCGAGCCCCACUGAAGGGCACCCCGCCCUGCCCCACCAGCUGGCUGUGCCUUGCCCUCUGUUCCCACCCCUGGGGGCGCAUCGACACCUCCGGCCCCUGGGGCUGUCCUUGACCAAGGGGUCCUGGGGUGUCUGGGAGCUUCCUUUCUUUGAAGCAAGGGUUUCCCUUUUGGGUGAACGGCCCCAGGGUCUCAGAAAGUAGGCAGAGCAGGGAGAGACGGAGGGAAGCAUGGAGGGGCCGUGAGCAGCCCAGGUGGUUUCUGAGUGGACUCUGGUGUCACCCCCUGUGCUGGGAGCGGGGCCUCGAGUGGGAGAGGGAAGUCUGGGCGUGAGGCCGCGCUGCUUGGAGGAGAGUCUGCACCCCACCACCCCAUCACAUGUCCUCUUGUAGCCCCCAAGGGAAAGGCAUUAGGGUCACCGUGCCCUCCAGCCACACCUCCCCACGGUCCCCAUCUCCUGCCGGUUCCCUCCCCCCAGACUGGAGAGAAGCCCAGCCCACACCCCUCCCAUAGGCUCGCUCUUGGGGUUCAUCCACAGCCCCCGCAUGUCCCUUUCACCUUGACGAGUAAAUUAUUGCUACUGCUACAAGGCAACAGGUACUAAACUGACGCAGGUCGGCUUUGGUUUUUCAAUGUUUUUUAAGUUUUUAAUUAAA